UGCGGAACGCAUGGACUGCGGGCAGUACACACACGUGCUGUUCCAGUGAACACUACGGAAGGUCACACCAGGCCCGAACCACAAAUUUCAUUCAUCAGCCCAAAAUCAUUUGUGUUCAAAAGAGCUAACGUGAGGACCCUUUAACUCAUUAUACAUCGGAUGGUAGGAGAUCCUUCAUGAACCCGCUAAGGAACCGGAGUACAAGGACAUAGCUACCUAAGUUAGCCCGCUGCUACUACGCAGCGACAGAAGUUUGUCGUUUUGUAAGCUAACAUUACGCCUACACGCCUCCAGAAACUGGGGUCGGACCGUUUGUUUUACUAAACCUCCUCUUUGUGAACGCUAUGGCUGACUACCUAAUUAGUGGACAGACAGGAUACGUGCCUGAAGAUGGUUUGGCGGCACAGCAACUUUUCAAUUGCGGAGACGGUCUUACUUACAAUGACUUCCUGGUUCUCCCAGGGUACAUUGACUUCACUUCAGAGCAGGUGGAUCUGACGUCUGCUCUGACAAAAACAAUCACUUUGAAAACACCACUGGUGUCCUCGCCCAUGGACACGGUCACUGAGUCUGGAAUGGCGAUCGCCAUGGCUCUUACUGGGGGCAUUGGGUUCAUGCACCAUAACUGCACUCCAGAAUUUCAGGCCAAUGAAGUCCGCAAGGUCAAGAGGUACGAGCAGGGCUUCAUCACCGACCCAGUGGUGAUGAGCCCAUCUGAGCGCGUGCGGGACGUCUUCCAGGCCAAGGCACGCCACGGCUUCUGCGGCAUUCCCAUCACUGACAACGGGCAGAUGGGUGGAUGCCUGGUGGGCAUCAUCUCUUCCCGAGACAUCGACUUCCUCAAGGAGGAAGAGCACGACUUGCCCCUCAGCGAGGUCAUGACUAAGUUGGAGGAUUUGGUGGUGGCUCCAGCUGGAGUGACACUGAAAGAGGCCAAUGAGAUCCUGCAGAGGAGCAAGAAAGGCAAGCUGCCCAUAGUGAACGCGGAGGGCUGUCUGGUGGCCAUCAUUGCUCGCACAGACCUGAAGAAGAACAGAGACUUCCCCCUGGCCUCUAAAGACUCGCGCAAACAGCUGCUGUGUGGCGCUGCCAUCGGGACACACAACGAUGACCGUUACAGGCUCGACCUGCUGGUGCAGAGUGGCGUUGACGUAGUUGUGUUGGACUCCUCCCAGGGCAACUCUAUUUUUCAGAUAAACUUGAUUAAAUACAUCAAAGAGAAGUACCCUACCCUGCAGGUUAUUGGAGGCAAUGUGGUGACGGCGGCGCAGGCCAAGAAUCUGAUUGAUGCCGGAGUCGAUGCACUGAGAGUAGGCAUGGGCAGCGGCUCCAUCUGCAUCACUCAAGAAGCGCACCCUACUGUUCCUCCUGAUUUAAAGCUCCACAGCCCCAAAACCCCAACUACUGUAACAGGAUACUCCAUGUUGGCAUGUGGACGGCCGCAGGCCACCGCAGUGUACAAGGUGGCAGAGUAUGCAAGGCGCUUUGGUGUGCCAGUCAUCGCUGAUGGUGGCAUCCAAACGGUCGGUCAUAUUGCCAAGGCCCUGGCUCUGGGAGCCUCCACAGUAAUGAUGGGCUCACUGCUGGCUGCCACGUCAGAAGCCCCAGGAGAGUAUUUCUUCUCUGACGGCAUCCGGCUGAAGAAGUAUCGUGGCAUGGGCUCCCUGGACGCUAUGGACAAGAACCUGGGCUCCCAGACCCGCUACUUCAGUGAGUGUGACAAGAUCAAGGUGGCCCAGGGUGUAUCAGGAGCAGUGCAGGAUAAAGGCUCCAUCCACCAGUUUGUGCCCUACCUGAUCGCUGGCAUUCAGCACUCAUGCCAAGACAUCGGUGCCAAGAGCCUUACUCAGCUGAGAGCCAUGAUGUAUUCUGGUGAUCUAAAGUUCGAGAAGAGAACCUCAUCCGCCCAGAUGGAGGGAGGUGUCCACAGUUUGCACAGCUAUGAAAAGCGUCUUUACUAAAGGGACGUUUUGAUGUCAUCCCCCCACCUUGCCAACAUAGACACACAAACGCAGACGUUUUCACACACUCGAGCACGAACACACACCUCUACUGACCUACACUAACAGUAGCGCACUCAGUGCCUCAGUGCCAAUAAGAACCUCAACUUCCCUCUGCUGUGGUCUUCCCAGCCUUUCUUCACAUGAAGAGACAGUGUUUUAGUGUGUGUAAGUUUGUGUGCGUACGCCUGUGUGUUCUCUCUCUCCGUUUGUUCGUUGAAGUGUUUGUUUCAGAUGCCUUCUUUUACCAGAGAUGUGACCUUGACAUUAAGUUUAAAGAUUAAAUAAGCAAGACUUUUCCACAAA
Molecule: messenger RNA, 2306 nt
Organism: Clupea harengus (Atlantic herring)
Lineage: Eukaryota; Metazoa; Chordata; Actinopteri; Clupeiformes; Clupeidae
Gene: impdh2
Product: inosine monophosphate dehydrogenase 2
Biological process (GO): GTP biosynthetic process
Cellular component (GO): cytoplasm
Molecular function (GO): IMP dehydrogenase activity
Source: RefSeq, a predicted model, not a curated record